AGCUAGCUUCUCCGUGUUCAUACCUUUCUUACUCGACAACUCAUCACUCGCGAAAGCCGUGUCGAUAUAUUUGCUCGAGGUAGAUUCUACUUGCUCUUUGCAUCCUACAUACGGUACAGAGCUAGAGAACAAAAGCAAGUAUGGGCAAGAAUAGCAACGCAAGAAUGGCGUCGAAGUCAUGGGUUGUAUGUACCAAGCUCGAGGGUAAGGUUAUGAGCAACAAGACUUCUGUCAAAGCCGAUAAACGCGAUAUUACUCUCCUCGUUCUUCUUCUCCGUCACCGCAUCACCCCUCCGGUACCAUAUGUCAUUAUUACCGAGAUUAUUCUUAGCAUGUCGCCCGAUACUUACCAGGAUCUGUGCCGUAAGAACUGCAGAUUGGAGAAUCUAACAGAGGAACAACAAUAUCAUUGGUUCGCUUGGUGGUGUAAAGAAAUGGAGAAGAAAGAAAUAAUGAAGGGUGGUGGUAGAUGGGUAGCUGCUGUCAAUUGGGAGAAUGAAAGAAUCAAAGAGAUCUGUGGUUGUCUUCGAGAUCAACUGCAAGGUCGGGGUCCAGUGUUCGAACUUGUAGACCAAGAAGGUGUCAACAGAUUAAAAUUACAAGUUGGACAAAAGAAGAAACUCAUAAAGCUGAAUAAGAUUUUGAAGGAGAAAGAAGAGUUCAUAAGAGCGCAGGAAGAUCAGAGCACUUUACAAGCGGACUGGUAUCUCAAGAAUGAUUGGAGACACAGUAGCGUCCCUGACCUUACCCUCCUCACCCCCAAGUCUGUAAUAGGUCAAGGAUAUCCGUUGGAUGAUUUUCUCAGGCCUUUCGACGACGAUUUCCGGAGUUGGAGUUCUAGUUUCGAAACAGCCGGUACAAUCUCAGCUCCCUCUACUCAUUCUUCUUCCGCUAGCCUGACCACUUGGUCCAAUUCUUCUACGAUUGCUUUCUCUACUAUGCCACUUGGGUAUACAGAUGAAGAGGAAAAAAUUCUCAAGACAGUCAACGAAUACAAAGCAACAAAGAAAAUGGAGAAAAUCAUGUAGUUGAAGGAAGCGAUGCGAAAUAAGCUUGACAAAUUGGACAUGGCAGAGAGAGAGGGUAGAUUGGUCAAUGAUUGGAUGAUGACUGACUCUAUGGUGGAAGUAUGUUAGGGGUAAAGAAAAACACCUUGGAGAAUCAUGAUCAUUGUGAGGUUUUAUCACAUGUUCUCGUGAUAUUAUGAUAAAAACGCGUGUAGUUUAUGCUUAAAGCAUGGGCGGAGGACUUUCAACGCAAUAUUUAAUUUUAGAAUGAAUUUAGAAGUUAGAACGAAGGAAUAU
This is a messenger RNA of Botrytis porri, 1304 nucleotides long. RefSeq lists its product as uncharacterized. Bases 141 to 1028 code for a protein of 295 amino acids. The transcript is spliced from 4 exons. NCBI's taxonomy places the organism in Eukaryota, Fungi, Ascomycota, Leotiomycetes, Helotiales, Sclerotiniaceae. The record is from RefSeq and is a predicted model, not a curated record.